AAAACGCAUUGAAUUUGUAGCCUCAUCUCCCUAAUAUCGGACCAAAAAGCCCAUUCUUUCUCUCUCCUUUCGCUCUCCAUCUGCCUCUCUCCCUGCUUUCUCACCAAACAAACAAACCCUAAUCCAAAUCUCCCUCUCUAAUUCUCUCUAUUUAUUUUUAUUGUCCCCAAUUAACCUUUCCGUGCUUUGAUCCAUCAAACCGUACUUUCUCUAGAUCUGUUUCUUCUUCAGGGGAAUGCAACUUGAAAGUAUUCAAGUAUACUUUGAUGGAUGAUGAUUGUGCAGAUGGAUAAGAUGUCUGCUCCUUCAUCAAGGGAGCGUGCAGAACGCCUUUAUGAAAAGAAUAUUGAGUUGGAGAAUAAGCGUCGGAGGUCAGCUCAGGCAAGAAUUCCAUCGGACCCCAAUGCCUGGCAACAGAUGCGUGAGAACUAUGAAGCCAUAGUUCUUGAGGAUCAUGGUUUUUCUGAGCAGCACAACAUAGAAUAUGCUCUUUGGCAGUUGCAUUAUAGACGCAUCGAGGAACUAAGGGCUCACUUCAGUGCUGCUCUAGCAUCUGCCAACUCUAAUACAUCUCAGGGUGCCAAAGUUCCUUCUCGGCCUGACCGUGUUACAAAGAUAAGGCUGCAGUUUAAAACAUUUCUUUCAGAAGCAACUGGGUUUUAUCAUGAUUUGAUCCUGAAAAUCAGAGCUAAGUAUGGGCUUCCCCUGGCAUAUUUUUCUGAAGAUUCAGAUAAUCGCGUUGUCUUGGAGAAAGAUGGGAAAAAAUUUGCUGACAUGAAGAAAGGUUUGAUCUCUUGUCAUCGCUGUUUGAUAUACUUGGGUGACCUUGCAAGAUACAAGGGACUAUAUGGGGAGGGUGAUUCUAAAACACGCGAGUAUGCAGCAGCUUCAAGUUACUACUUACAAGCUGCAUCUCUUUGGCCAUCAAGUGGGAACCCCCAUAAUCAGCUUGCUAUUUUGGCUUCCUAUUCGGGAGAUGAAUUGGCGGCAGUGUAUCGUUAUUUUAGGAGUCUGGCAGUUGAUAAUCCCUUUACGACAGCAAGAGAUAACUUGAUUCUUGCUUUUGAGAAGAACCGUCAAAGUUACACCCAACUGCUCGGGGAUACAAAAGGUCUCGCAGUUAAGGAUUCAUCUGGGUGCUUGACCAACAAGGGAAGAGGGAAAGGGGAAGCAAAGCCUGCAUCUAAAGACACCAACUUGGAAGCCAAUGGUGACACUGAAAAGACAUCUAAUGUCCAUGAGAUGUAUAAAUCUUUUUGCAUUCGCUUUGUCCGCCUGAAUGGCAUUCUUUUCACACGCACCAGCCUGGAGACAUUUGCUGAAGUCCUCUCUUCUGUCAGCAGUGAAUUCUGUGUUCUUCUUUCUUCUGGGCCAGAAGAGUUGAACUUUGGUCCAGAUACUGUCGAUCAUGCCCUUUUCAUUGUUCGGCUUAUCUCUAUUCUUAUAUUUACUAUCCACAAUGUUAAAAGAGAGAGUGAAGGUCAGACAUAUGCAGAAAUUGUGCAGCGUGCUGUUCUGCUUCAGAAUGCAUUUACUGCAGUAUUUGAGUUGAUGGGACACAUGUUAGAGAGGUUUGUGCAGCUGCGAGAUCCUUCUUCUAGUUAUCUCUUACCUGGCAUUCUGGUUUUUAUGGAAUGGUUGGCCUGCUGUCCUGAUGUUGCAUCAGGCAGCGAUGCAGACGAGAAACAGGCUGCUGUUAGAUCAAACUUUUGGAACCAUUGCAUAUCCUUCUUGAAUAAGAUCUUGUCAUUUUGGUCGACGUCCCUUGAUGAUAAUGAAGAUGACACAUGCUUUAAUAACAUGAGCCAUUAUGAAGAAGGGGAAACUGGAAAUCGGAUUGCUUUGUGGGAAGAUUUUGAAUUGAGAGGAUUUUUACCGAUUCUCCCUGCUCAAACCAUUUUGGAUUUUUCGAGGAAGCACUCCUAUGGAGGUGAUGGCAGCAAGGAGAAAAUAUCUAGAGUUAAAAGGAUUCUGGCAGCUGGGAAGGCUCUAUCAAACAUCGUUAAGAUUGGUCAACAAACAGUUUUUUAUGAUUCAAGGAUGAAGAAGUUUGUCAUAGGCACGGGGCAUCAAAUUUCAGAUGAUGGCUUGUUGACGUUUGAUUCUGCUUUGCCAAAAGCUAAUGACCUAUUGCAAGAAAUUCAGCCUGAACAAACAAUUAGCAUGAGUGUCCUGCAGCCUAAUCCACAGCCAUAUGUGGAAGGGGAUGAAGAGGAUGAAGUCAUUGUUUUCAGACCUGCAGUGCCAGAGAAGCGAAAUGAUGUGCUUAGCGCGGAAUGGACCCCACUUGAUGGCAUGAAACCAAGUGAAGAUUUAUCUGUAGCUGAUAUGAAAUUUUACGGUGGUGCUCUUGAUAUGCGGCAGCAGGCUGCUUUUGAUGCAGGUUCUCAAAUUACUGUAUCCUCUGGGGUUAGCACUCAGCAGAAUCUACAACAACCAAUUCAACCACAUACCUCAAAGUGGUUAAUGGAAGAAGCUGUUUCACUUGCAAAUAGCUUGAAAGCUGUCAGGUUCAUGGAGAAUGGGCAUGUAGCAGAACAUGAGUUUCCAAAAGAUUUAGGCAUGGCCCAUCCUCCUGUACGUUCAGUUCCCAUUCAACAACCUGCAAAUGUUAAUACUAGUGGUAUGUUCUAUAAUCAGACAAAAAUGCUGGAAAGUGUGGUUCCAUCAAACGUUGAUGUGAUAACAUCUGGAGUUCUUGCUGAAAGUUUGGCUGUGAAGACCUCGAUGGCUCUGCCAGCAGGCAUGAGAAAAAGUCCGGUUAGUCGACCUGUAAGGCACCUUGGGCCUCCGCCAGGCUUUAGUCAUGUUCCUCCUAAGCAAUUUAAUGAACCUGUUUCUGGUUCAGAUUUGAUGAGUGGGAAUUCACUAGCAGAUGAUUAUAGCUGGUUGGAUGGCUAUCAGUUGUCAUCGUCAACAAAAGGUUCUGGACUGAAUACUGCAGCUAAUUUCACUUCUCAAGCCAUGCCUCAGUACAUUAAUAGCAAUAAUGGCUUGAUGGGGACAGUCAGCUUCCCUUUUCCCGGAAAACAGGUACCGUCAGUUCAGUUCCAGACAGAAAAACAGAAUGGCUGGCAGAACUACCAGGCUCUUGAGCAUCUAAGAGUACAGCAAGAGCAGCAGCUGCAGCAACAACUCUUAAAUGGAAAUCAGCAGUUCACUCCAAUGCCUGAGCAAUAUCACGGAAAGUCUAUCUGGAGUAGUCGUUAUCUUGUGUGAGAUGAGUAUGAAAGCAAUGGUUCCGAGAAUGACUUCGGUGAAUGUACUGUGUCCUCUUGCUACCAAAUAUGAACUCCAACUUUGCAGCCUUUGUCAAUUUCAAAUUUAAUUUUGUGUUGGAGCAUGGGUGGCUUUGGCUCUUUGCUGGUGCUUGCUACUGAACAAAUUUCGCGGAGCUCUCCUGUAUGGGGAAGACAAAUAUUGGAACAUCUUUAUGGUGCGAAAUUUCCUAAGAAGUAAAUGCCUUUAUAUGGUUACAUGGGUUGGAGAUAGAAUGUGUUAAUAAGAGCAACUGUUGGUUUUGGGCUUAUAUUUGGAGGAGUUGGUGGAAUAAAGAGAUGGUGUAGUCACCAUUUAACUCAACUUUCAUCUCGCCCUAACUGUCAGAACUGCUGAUGCUAUCAUCAUUUGGCUGGUGUUGACUUUAUAGUGCCCUGAAUUGGUUCUAUGCCAGAUAUAUCCAGAUCUCUGUUGCAGAAGGGUGCUUAGGGUAUGAUAAGGGCAUCAGAAGUUGGGACGGUAGGAUUAUAUGGUAAUUAUGAUAGUCUAUAAUGUGGAUGGUUAUGAGUAUGAUGGUCGUGUCUAGAUCAACGUGUUAAAUGUUCUAUUGUACUGGCUGUUUGUUUGAAAUCAUACUUUACCGUGUAUGUGGAACAAGUGACCAAUGAUGUUUUAGUUUUAUGUCUGGGAGUUGGGGUUGCUCCCUAACUUCUGGGAAAUAAACCAUGGAAUGGAACAUAUUUCCUAUGUCGAAUAUUA
Molecule: messenger RNA, 3978 nt
Organism: Ricinus communis (castor bean)
Lineage: Eukaryota; Viridiplantae; Streptophyta; Magnoliopsida; Malpighiales; Euphorbiaceae
Product: nonsense-mediated mRNA decay factor SMG7
Exons: 8
Coding region: 271-3219 (982 amino acids)
Biological process (GO): nuclear-transcribed mRNA catabolic process, nonsense-mediated decay
Cellular component (GO): telomerase holoenzyme complex
Molecular function (GO): protein binding; telomeric repeat DNA binding; telomerase RNA binding
Source: RefSeq, a predicted model, not a curated record